This is a messenger RNA of Cetraspora pellucida, 1314 nucleotides long. The record is from the annotation of a GenBank genome assembly. Lineage: Eukaryota; Fungi; Glomeromycota; Glomeromycetes; Diversisporales; Gigasporaceae.
AUGACCACCUUGGCAUAUAACCUCAAAUGGCCAACAUUGAUUGAUAUCUUUGCUAUUCUGUAUUGCUGUAUUGACGUUGGUAUUUCUAUUUUUAGAUACACCUUUUUAGGAUAUAAUGAAAUGAUGCAAUUUGCAUCCUUUGCUGGAUUGGGUGGAUUAAACUUUGUUUUGUCUUGGGGUGGAACUGUGGGUUCCUAUGUAAUUCAAUCUUGGAAAUCAACCAAUUCCGGAAGUGAUAGUGACGUCAAAAGCAAUAGUGAUGAUCCAACUUUAGACAAAGGAGGAGUUACUCUGGAAAUCCCAGAAAAUGAUGUUAAUUCACCACAACAAAGUCGAAACUUUAGAAACAUUAUGACCACUCAAUUAACCAAUCCUAUAACCAUUUAUCUUAUUGCUAUUUUUUUUAUAAUUGUUUAUGGAUCAAUUCGAUAUUCAACAACAUUCAUUCCAUUCUAUCAACAAAAUAUUGAGUCAUACGCUGCACAUUCACUUGUCAAAGUCGGAUGUGUUAUUGGCUCUAACAAUGAUGUUGAAAAUAAAUACUAUGUUGAUCGAACGGAAGAAUUAGCGCGAAAUGGCAGCAAAUUUAUUUUAUGGUCUGAAGAAGUAGCCAUUGUUAAUAGCACUGCCCAAUAUAAUGAUCUUGAGCUCAGUAUAAAAAAUAUAUCCCAAAUUUACAAAACCUACAUUGGAUUCACUUAUUAUGAUGCAUCAUCGACUAGUGGAAUAGCAUACAACAAAUUAACUGUAGUAUCACCAGAUGGCGAUAUUUUGAUUAAUUAUGCCAAAGCAAAUUUAGUACCUUUGCUAGAAACUGGUCUAGCUGCUGGUCCUAAGAUUUUGCAAACUAGUACUACUUCAGAUUUCGGUACUAUUGGAGGUGCAAUUUGUUUUGACUAUGAUUUUCCAAACGUAGUUAACCAAGCAUCAAAUAAUGUUGAUUUCAUGAUACAGCCCUCAGAUACUUGGGGUAAUUAUUUUUGUCCAACUGCUGCUCAUCAUUUUCGUGUCAAUUCGAUAAAAUCAAUUGAACUUGGAUUCACAUUAUUCCGAUGCUGCCAUUAUGGAUUCUCUGGAGUUUGGGGACCCUAUGGUCAACCCUACGUGGCAGUAGAAACCGUGGAAGAUUUAAUAUUAUCAUUUGACAUACCUUUACAUAAACGCGUUAAAACGGUUUAUGGUAUUUUUGGUGAAUCUUGGGCGUGGAUUUGUCUAGCAUUUUCUAUAUUGAUUUGUAUUAUCAUGCUUGCAUUAACCUUCUUACCAGCCCAUAUGGAUCAUCUUAGAAAACCUAUUAAGAGGUUAUUUCCGUGA